Pyricularia grisea is the source of this 1917-nucleotide messenger RNA. RefSeq lists its product as uncharacterized. Lineage: Eukaryota; Fungi; Ascomycota; Sordariomycetes; Magnaporthales; Pyriculariaceae. The record is from RefSeq and is a predicted model, not a curated record. The transcript is spliced from 2 exons. The coding region runs from base 245 to 1609 and encodes 454 amino acids.
AAAGCAUAUAUCUAGGAAGGAACCCGAACCCAUUUGGCAUGUGCAAAAUGUCAAGUUCCCCCGUGGGCUUUUCUUUGGUGUCGAACGAGGCCAAACCCGAACAACCAGCAAUCGUUAUCUUCAACUUAUCUCCAUCGGAACGUUUCGAAACUUUGUUUAUCAUCUCUUGAACCGGACUCAAAGUUUGAGCAUAUCCUGCGACGUAUUACGUGGUAGCCUUAUCAGGAACCAAAAUCCAGGCCACAUGUCACACUGGCAUCUCCGUGACGGUCGCACGGGCCGAAGCUCUUCCGAAACCUUGAGAGCUGGUCCGUCGAGACGCCCGGGUCAAAAUGCCCUUGUGAGGCAGGCCCCGCCGCCACCUCUCGGUCCAUUACUCGAGGAGGUGCGCAUCCAAGACCUGGCCGACUCGGCAAAGGAUCUGGCGGCAUCUGCCGUCAUCAAAGACAGCACCCUGGUGUCCUCGUACAACUGGCUCGGUGGUGGAGGGGGAGCACAAGAGCCUACAAUCAUAGUGCCAGGACGACCGCCUCGCUGGACUCCUCCGUCGAGUGCUAGCAGGCUUUGCGAUGACCAUAACAACUACGGCGGGGGCAGGUCGACCGGUACCCGCAAAGUAUACCGGGACCAGAACGCGGCCAGAUUUCCCAAGCAUCCCAUGGAGCCUGCCAUUCUGGCAACCCUCGAAGUUGCGUCGGAUUUUCUCGCAGAUCACAAAAUCGAUGUUGUGGCUUGCGGAAGCACCAUGGGUAGUCUGCUUCGAUUUGUCAGAGGCCAGGAAAAAAUGUUCCGCAUGCUUGUAGAAGUCGUCGAUGAUGGCGUUUUCCUGGUCCGUAGAGAGAAUUCCCCUACGGAGAUUAUCCCGGACAUCAAAGGAUUUGGUCAUUCAUUCGCAGACAACUACACUACCUGGGAUUCAGAUGUGAAGGGUUCGAAGUCACAUCAGCGGAUGGUGAGCUACCGGUUCGGGAACCUUAGAUUCCUCGUCCGCUUUGAGGGAGACGGUUAUUGCCAGGAUGGUCCUGACGGUGACAGGCCAGUCUGGCACCCGAGCACGGAAAAUCGCGUCGGUAACCGGACUAAUACGCCCAUAUCUAUUCAUGAUUUGGCCCAGAGCAUGAGCAACGCCGGCGUCUCGGUCAGGGAUGAGGCCAAGGGGGAUGUGAUCAAAAUCCAAAAGUCUGGCGAACUGGUCGACCAGGAACUAGUUUUUGACCUCAAGACCCGCAGCUACGGAAGGGUAGAUCAGCGCGAGGAGAUUAUGGAAGCCGAGUUGCAACGUCUUUGGGUCUCGGGGGUGAAAAGGUUUAUCCUGGCCUUCCACACUCGUGGUUUAUUUGAUGAUCAUAUUCCAAUCACCCAUGUCAAAAAAGAAAUCGACACAUGGGAAUCGACCAACAGUGACGCUCUGGCGAAACUUGCGGCACUCAUCCAUCGUAUCAUUGCUCUGGCCCGGGCCCAACCGGAUGGGAAGAUUGAGGUCUGUCACUCCAAGGUUGGCAUGCUCGAGAUCCGUCAGCAGGUGGAUGGUCUUGAAGGUGUCUUAUCUCCAGAGACCAGGAAUAGAUGGAUCGGCAGCCUAGCGGGAGCUAGGUUGGACGAGAAUUGAUGGGAUGAAAAGGGCCUUGACAGCGACCGCCGUUGGGACGAGGAACUCAGCAACUUUGUUUGGUGCAUGGUCCCUCGAGGAAACUGCGGGUACUGUGGUCGGUGAAAUGAAUUGUGAAGACGAUUCAACCCAAGGUGUUUGCUUGUUUCGGCAUGUGCAAAAUUUCGUACCGCAAUGAAGUUUGAUUGGUGCUCAUAUCAAGUUUGCGUUUGUUGGUUUUUGAGUUUGGAAGGUGCGAGUAGCGCCAGGAAUGGGAAGAAGGAGGGAAUGUGCUGCUACAGAUCAUAGAUGAGUGAUUAUCUAAGCAA